AUGUAUCAACGCUUAGGAACGACUUUGAUGCUGUUGGUAUUCUACCUAUGUUGGGAACACUAUGAAAGUUUCAAUCAUGUAGAUCGGUGUCCUGUGACCAUGUGCAAGUGUUAUCCUAAAACAAUGAUGGUUAACUGUACUGGAAGUGCUGUGCAUUAUGUUCCGGUUUUCCCGGCGUAUACACGAACUGUAAUAUUUACAAAGACAAACUUUCCGAAAAUAACGGGGAAGUUUUUGUUCAAUCUGACCUUAGUCCAAGUGGAAAGAUUACAUUUCAUCGAUACUUUGACUAACAUGAUAGACCCGGAUGCAUUCACCAAUCUAACGAACAUGUUUUCCUUGGAGAUCAGCAGAAAUGGUGACUUACCGCAGAAUGUAAUAUCAAACAUUCUACAGUAUUCGCCUAGAAUACGAAUUCUUUCGUUAAAAUCCAAUCUCUGGAAGACCAUUCGGAAAGACAUGUUCUCGGAAGUACAUAAUUCCUCAAUUCAAACGUUGUCCUUCAGUGACAAUUUAAUCGAGAAUAUAUAUGGAAGUUAUUUCUCUAGUUUGCAUUUUCUGCAAAAUUUGGAUUUAUCGAACAAUCUUAUCUCGAACUUCAAUUGCACCGGAUUUGAGUCUACUUCAAUAUCCUAUAUACACCUGGCAAACAAUGCCAUGCGAGAGUUGCCAUCUUUUUGUGGACCGACCGGACAGUCUACAGGAAAAAUCAAGACACUUAUCUUUCGUCAAAAUUACCUCCAUAAUCUGGAUGAAUAUUCUUUUCAGUGUUUACCAUUUUUGCGAAAUCUAUAUCUUGAUAAGACUUCUCUCGUAACUAUACGCAAUAACACAUUUGCACGGUUACCAAAACUGGAAAAACUCUCAAUGACUUCCAACGGUGAUCAUUUACGUUACAUUGAAGGAUUUGCAUUCAACUCUUCAAGUCUUAAAAAGUUGUACUUUGGACAAAAUCGAUACAGAUUUGAAAAGGUCUCUUGGCUAUAUGGGAAGUUGUUUCAUUCCUUACCGAACCUCUUGUUGCUUGAUCUCACAGGAAAUUUCUUACCUUCGGAUUCCCAAUCUCUUCGGGAAUUGUUUACACCAUUGGUUAAGUUAGAGAAGCUUAUACUACAGAAAACAGCCUUGAAAGGACUUCCUCGCAACGUCUUUCAGCAAAUGCCUAAUUUGAGAUCUUUGAUCCUUAUCGGGAACUACAUAAGUGGUUGGAACGACGACCCUGAAGUGUUUGGUAACGUAACAUCACUACGAAGCUUAUACCUUGACGGAAAUAACAUAAAAGUCGUAAAUAAGACGUCAUUUCAGGAAAGUUUCCUAAAUUCGUUAGAUAAAUUUUGUAUCACCAAUAACCCCUUUUCAUGCACGUGCGAUUUGAUGUGGUUCCUUGACUGGAUGAAGUCCACAAAACAUACGGAAAUUGUCAACUAUCCUCGGAGAUAUACUUGUAGAUUUCCUCCUGAAAUGAACAACGUGCUGUUGAAGAAUUACAAUCCUACUGUGGAAACGUGUUCACGUUUGAAUUUUCCACUCAUCAGAAACAUCUGUAUCGCUGUAUUCGUACCGUCAGCUAUCAUUCUUAUCACUAUAUCACUCGCCUAUAAAUUUCGUUUCCGAUUGAACUACUGGCUGCACAUUCUUGGAAUAAAGAGAGUUGGUUACAAACGAAUUAAGGAUGACCGGGACUACGAAUACGAUGCUUUCGUUAUCUAUUCAAAUGACAGCAGGGACUUUAUUUUCGAUCACAUGAUCCCAGAAUUGGAGGAGAAAGCUGGUUGUAGGCUAUGCGUACAUGAAAGAGAUUUCGAGGUAGGGCGGUUCAUUCUGGACAAUAUAACGAGAAAAUUUGAGGUCAGUAAAAACAUCAUUCUUGUCUUGUCCAGAGAUUUCCUAAACAGCGAAUGGUGUAAGUUCGAACUUGUGUUGACUCAGUCGAAAACCGCAGUGGAGGGCCCCGGGGUGUUAACGGUGAUAUUACUUGAGGAACUAGACACUGCUGUAUUACCCUCCUCUGUUCGGGCCAUCCUGGACACCGUCACAUACACUGAAUGGUCGCAAGAGAACGUUAGGCAGAGCAGGAUAUGGGCCAAAGUGAUAACUGCAUUGAAUGCACACGGUUUAGACGGUGGAGCUCAUUGACACAUUUACCACCAUUCUCUUGAGAAUAGUUUGAUCAUGGGAUACAUAUGUGGUGUUUCAUG
This is a messenger RNA of Ylistrum balloti, 2198 nucleotides long. Its product is annotated as toll-like receptor 13. NCBI's taxonomy places the organism in Eukaryota, Metazoa, Mollusca, Bivalvia, Pectinida, Pectinidae. Gene Ontology annotation, cellular component: membrane. The transcript has a single exon. Bases 1 to 2136 code for a protein of 711 amino acids. Gene Ontology annotation, molecular function: transmembrane signaling receptor activity; protein binding. The record is from RefSeq and is a predicted model, not a curated record. Gene Ontology annotation, biological process: immune response; toll-like receptor signaling pathway.